AUGUCUUCAUCAAUUGAGAAUCACAAGACCGUCCCUGAGCAGUUUACCGGCUAUGCCGCGUUUUCUGCCGAGACCUGGUCGGAUCUCAAACUCCACAAAUUCACCCCCAAGCCAUUCGGAGACUAUGACAUUGAUAUUAAAGUCCGCUAUUGUGGUGUCUGUGGCAGCGACCUCCAUGUCCUCCGCUCCGGAUGGUCACCGUCGAUAUAUCCCUGCGUCGCCGGCCACGAGAUCACGGGCGAAGUAAUCUGCGUCGGGCCCCUCGUCACCUCGUCCUCACUCCAGCCAGGCUCUAUCGUCGGUGUCGGCUCACAGGCCUGGUCGUGCGGCGGUUGCGAUGCGUGUGCGGGUGAAGACAUUGGCACAAAGCCAGGUGACGGUAAGGACUGGGGUGCGGCGGGAGAGCAUGGCCAUGGCGGUGAGAAGGACGGGAGCGCGGGAUAUGGCGGAUAUGCGGAUUAUGUUCGGAUCCAUGAGAACUUUGUGUACCCGAUUCCUGAGGGCAUUCCCGAAGAAAUAGUAGCGCCAAUGUUCUGUGGCGGCGUGACAAUGUAUUCACCCCUCAGGCGCGCCAACAUCGGCCCCGGUUCCAAAGUCGGGAUUGUCGGCAUCGGCGGCCUCGGCCAUUUCGGCAUCCUGUUCGCAAAGGCCCUCGGUGCCACCGUCACCGCUAUUUCUCACUCUCCUCGCAAAGCCGCCGAUGCGAGCGCCCUCGGUGCCUCCCAAUUCCUCUCGACCGCCGCGCCGGGAUGGAACGCUCCUCACCUGCGAACUCUCGAUCUCAUCAUCAGCACCAACUUCUCGACGGACAUGCCACUGGGCGAGUACCUCUCGCUGCUGAAAGUGGGGGGUACUCUUGUGAUCUGCGGUAUCCCGGAGGGUGAUUUGCCGCGGUUGUCGUGGGCGGAUAUUGCAGCGGCAAAUUUGGCGAUACGGGGGAGUAAUGUGGGGUCGAAGAAGGAGAUAGCGGAGAUGCUGGAGUUAGUGAAGGAGAAAGGAGUAAAGAGUUGGGUGGAGGUUGUGGGGAUGAAGGAUGUGGAGGAUGUGGUGAAGAGAUUAGAUAGAGGAGAGUGUAGGUACAGGUAUGUGUUGAAGGCGGAUUUUGAGGAGUAG
Morchella importuna is the source of this 1113-nucleotide messenger RNA. RefSeq lists its product as uncharacterized. Lineage: Eukaryota; Fungi; Ascomycota; Pezizomycetes; Pezizales; Morchellaceae. Gene Ontology annotation, biological process: alcohol metabolic process. Gene Ontology annotation, molecular function: zinc ion binding; alcohol dehydrogenase (NADP+) activity. The coding region runs from base 1 to 1113 and encodes 370 amino acids. The transcript has 5 exons. The record is from RefSeq and is a predicted model, not a curated record.